AUGAGAGCAUUAAGGUACGCCAGAAACAUCCGGUCUACCUCGAGAUGGCUUUGCUUUUGUGCACCAAACACUUACGCGAGACAUUUCGGGGUUACCAGACCUAUGCACUUUGAGGCAAAUCUUAAUUCAUCUUUUUAUGCGUGUGGCAAUUCAGAUGACUGGGAUCCAUUUGAAGCUGCUCCGGUCUUGCCGGAGGCCAAUACACACACUUUUGAAAACGCCGAAUCACCUAACGUUCAAAGCUUUUCCGCUACUCAACCCUCGGAGGCAGUCCCCAGAGAGUUUACGUCUGAUGUUUCUGUAAUUGAUGCAAGUGGAAACAAAGUUCAGGUGACACCUAUUCAGCAUUUUUCCGAACUUACUCAUACACCGGAUUGGUUAAUAAAGGGGCUUAAUGAUUUGGCUUAUCCAAGGGUAACCCUUAUUCAAGGCUACACCAUCCCAAUCCUCGAUCAAGGUCACGAUCUUAUUGGCUUGGCUCCAACUGGAUCUGGUAAAACAGUGGCCUUUGCUGUUCCGGCAUUGAAGCGUUUUAAGCCUAGUCCAGAUGGAUUUCCAACAAUAUUAGUUUUGGCCCCGACUAGGGAACUUGUGCAACAAACGGCAAAGGUUUUUUCUCAGUUGAGCUCUGGGAUUGUUCGUGUGUGUGAGGCUUAUGGAGGAGCCCCACGAGAAAUACAGGCCAGACGGUUACAGAACGGAUGCGACGUGCUUAUAGCGUGUCCAGGGCGCUUAAGGGAUUUUUUACGGAAUGGAGAUGUAACACUUGAACACAUGUCUUUUUUGGUUUUUGAUGAGGCGGAUCGACUUCUUGAUAUGGGAUUCAAGAUUCAGCUUGAUGAAAUAUUGAGUUACGCCGACCCAUCACGUCCUCUUCAGACAAUGAUGUGGUCAGCCACCUGGCCAAUAGGAGUUGAGGAAUUGGCGCGUGAGUACCUUUCACAAGACCGAUACACCAUCCGAGCAGGUACAGCUGGUAUGGGUUUGCAGGUGAAUGAAAAUAUUAAGCAGCAUAUACUAUUUGUCGACCGUCAUCAGGAACGGAUGGAGACUCUUGUUUCACUUAUUCAAAAUGGAACCAUUGAUGAAAAUACGGCAAAGAUGAUGAUUUUUGUAGAACGUCAAACUGAUACGGAAAAUGCGGCUUAUCUGCUUGCAAAAAUGUUGGGUAUACACAUCAGAAACAUUGGCAUGAUUCACGGUGGGAUGCAGCAACGGCAACGGGACUACAUCAUGAACGGAUUUAAACAUAGUCAAACCCGUAUACUUGUGGCGACUGAUGUUGCAUCGCGCGGUAUCGAUUUUCCUGACGUGACAUGUGUUGUCAACUUUAUUGCGCCAAAAAGCAUUGAUAGGUAUUGCCAUCGAAUAGGGCGUACAGGAAGAGCUGGCCGCACAGGAGAUUCUUUCACAUUUAUUGGUCACUCUGACGGCUGCUUGGCAAAAGAUCUUGUGUGUUACUUGAAAAAAUGUGGGAUGGAGGUUCCGCAAAAACUCGUAGAUAUUGCUGAGAAAUACGUUCAAUAUGAAGAGCAACGUCAUUUGAGGCGUUCGUGGAGUGGACGAUCUGGACGAGGUUUCAAACGUCAGAAGCAAGAUAGCCCUGCGUCUUAUCAGAGUAGCAGCUGGUAA
Molecule: messenger RNA, 1632 nt
Organism: Trypanosoma cruzi
Lineage: Eukaryota; Euglenozoa; Kinetoplastea; Trypanosomatida; Trypanosomatidae
Product: mitochondrial DEAD box protein, putative
Exons: 1
Coding region: 1-1632 (543 amino acids)
Molecular function (GO): ATP binding; nucleic acid binding
Source: RefSeq, a predicted model, not a curated record